AUGGCCACGGCCCUCACGCCCUUGGGCCUUCCCGCCCUGGAAAUGCCCUCCCCCACCGCGUCCGAGACGUCCUCGACUCAUUCUAAUACCUCCGCCCACCACGCCAACCACAACAACCAACACCAAACUCUCUCCACCCAAACCAACCAAGGAGUCGCCAACCCCAACGCCCCAGCUCGCCCGCGCCGAGCCCACCACGCUCCAUCCCGUCCCAAUCUGCGCGUGGCGUUCAAGAGCUUCACCAGCACCGCGACCGUCCUCGUCGGCGAGGAAGGCAGUAAAGCCAAACCGUUAUCGCAGUACCUCGUUCACAAGGAAUUACUAGCCGGCGCAUCUCCCUUCUUCGCCGCCGCUCUCAACGGGACGUUCGCAGAAGGGUUGGAACAAGUUGUUCGUCUACCUGAAGAGAAGCCGGAGACGUGGGAGUGGUUUUUGCAGUGGUUGUAUACCGGGACCCUCACUACGCAGCCCACUGCGAGUGAAAUCGUCUCUGCCUCGCAGCAUCGGGCUCGAGGAGCUGGGCCUGGGCACGCGGCGGGACAACGGCAAGGGCAAGCGCCGUGCUAUGAUUUGCAUCUCGAUGGGGAUUUGCGGAAUCAGCAGGGGUCUCCGAAGUAUUUCCUGCUGUUGGAUUUGUACGCGUUGUCUGAUAGGAUGUUGACGACGCCGCUGAGCAAUCAUGUGCUGAGUACGAUUGCGCGGUUGAGCGAGCAGACGAAUUCGGUGCCUACGCCGAGCGAUACGUGGAUUCUGUAUGAUGGGAUUAGGGAGAGUGCGCCGUUGAGGAAGUUGGUGUUGGAUUUGUUUGCGUAUAAGAAGACGGAUAAGUUGUUGGAGACGCAUAAGGAUGAGUGGCAUCCGAGGUUUUUGAGGGAGUUGGUUGUGAAGUUGAAGAGGCCGGGUCCGGAGAUGUUGGAGAGGCAUUCUCUUGUUGCUUGGAGGCCGAGGAGCUGGAGUAAUUCGAAGGCUUGUGAGGGGUGCAAGGAGAUCUUGAGGCCAAAUAUCAGCGGGGAUCGAUGCUGUGCUUGUGAGAAGGCCUUUUGCUCCGAGUGUCUUCGACGCCAUGCUGGUGAAGGGUGGACUCUUCCCAACGACGUCAGCGGCUGCAAGCCGUGGGUAGGAAGGGGAAUGUGCUUGAGAUAUCACGAACACGGCGAGGGUGAGGCCUGCGGCUGA
This is a messenger RNA of Fulvia fulva, 1176 nucleotides long. RefSeq lists its product as uncharacterized. Gene Ontology annotation, molecular function: protein binding. NCBI's taxonomy places the organism in Eukaryota, Fungi, Ascomycota, Dothideomycetes, Mycosphaerellales, Mycosphaerellaceae. The transcript has 3 exons. The record is from RefSeq and is a predicted model, not a curated record. The coding region runs from base 1 to 1176 and encodes 391 amino acids.